Molecule: messenger RNA, 1665 nt
Organism: Zychaea mexicana
Lineage: Eukaryota; Fungi; Mucoromycota; Mucoromycetes; Mucorales; Lichtheimiaceae
Product: kinase isozyme 4
Exons: 5
Coding region: 360-1625 (421 amino acids)
Biological process (GO): regulation of glucose metabolic process; protein phosphorylation
Cellular component (GO): mitochondrion
Molecular function (GO): pyruvate dehydrogenase (acetyl-transferring) kinase activity
Source: RefSeq, a predicted model, not a curated record
AACUGCAAUAAUUGAUGUCAUUUGUACAAGUCUUCUCGUCCUAUCGUUCUCCUUCUUAUCCUCUAAUGAUCUUGCCGAUCUUGCCACCUCUACGCAUAGUUCAUCCUAAAACUUAAUAUUUAUUCAUUUUGCAUUAAUCUCUCUCUCUUCCAUCUCUUGUUCUUUUUAUUUCCUCUUAUUGUAAUGUAUAUAUAACUUACUCGUCAUUUUUGCACACUCACUCACUCACUUACACAUCCACACGCACACACACACACACUCUACACGCACUAUCAUUUUGGGCCCCCUCUCUCUCUCUUACCAGGAAUUCCCACGCCGCCCUGUCCAAUCCUAUCCAGCAAAAGUAAACCAAUACCAUAAUGAAUUUCUCGUGUACGUUUUGGUCAGUCUGGCCGCGUUAUUAUACCCAUGUUUCCUCUGUCACAAUCCGAUCGAGGAAUAGUGUACUUGUAAGAAGUAUUGCUACCAAAACCCACGAAAAGCCUGCUGCCCAUGCCUUUUACGAUGACAAGAUCGUCACCUAUGCCAAUCGACCUAUACGCCCUGUUACACUGAGCCAACUCGUUCGUUUCGGUCAACCACCAUUGACCAAGAAAAGUUUACGAGAAUGCGCCCACUAUGCUCGCACUGAAUUACCUGUUCGUUUGGCUCGACGUGUACGUGCAUUCCAAACGUUGCCCUUUAUUGUCGGUACCAACCCCUACAUUAAGGAAAUCUAUAAGCUUUAUUACGAGUCAUUCGAAAGCUUAGAACCCUAUUCCCACGAUCGCGGCGCGGUGCCUGCCAAUGACGAUAUCGAGUAUUCAGAAAAACUCAAGGAUUUAGUAGAUCGGCAUGCUGAUAAUAUCCCUACACUUGCUCGAGGUUUUUUGGAAUGCAAACUAUACAUGCAUUCGCAAGACGUGGCAGCGUUUCUGGACGACAUGAUCCACGCUCGGAUAGGCAUCCGACUGAUUGCGGAACAAAUGAUUGCUUUGGUCCGACAAGAACAGCAACAAGUAAAUAACAACAGUUCGUACAUUGGCAUUAUCGACACGCAAUUGAAUCCUGCGGAACUAGCAAAGACGUGUUCGGAUUUCGUAGCCGAACUAUGUGAAUUCAACUAUGGGUCGAGUCCAGAAACCAUCAUUGAUGGCCACACCGACGCUACGUUCACCUAUAUCCCCGUCCAUCUCGAGUACAUUUUGACCGAAUUAUUAAAAAAUGCUCAACGCGCCACGAUCGAGUAUUCCAAAAAGCGUGACAUGGCAUCAUCAUCACCACCACCGCCCAUCCAGAUCACCGUCAGUCAUGGCUAUGAAGAUAUCUCGAUCCGGAUUCGUGAUCAAGGUGGAGGUGUUGCUGAGGAUGAUUUGAACCAGGUGUUUGAGUAUUCCUAUACCACGGUGGCCAAGGCGGCUGAUGAUGAGGACCCUUCAAGUAUCUUUACGGGUAUGGCGGAAAUGGCAAUGCAAAGUGGUAUUGGUGGACCAUUGGCUGGAUUAGGAUUCGGUUUGCCAUUGGCUCGUAUGUAUGCUCGGUACUUUGGAGGAUCAUUUACACUGGUAUCCAUGAAUGGUUAUGGAUGCGACGUUUUCCUCAAAUUGAAACAUAUCGAUCAAUCCAUGGCAGAACUAGAAAUUUAAAUAAUAAAAAAAGUAAUAUAGUCUUUACUUUUAGACAAAC